AACGUGGCUUCUCUCUCUCUCUCUCUCCAUCGCUUCGUUUUUUGGAUUUCGGCGGCGCGUCGUCUCGCUCUCCCGCCGCCGCCGCCGCCGCUUGCACGGCGAAAUCAGCCGCCCGAGGCGCCGGAUUCCUCUGGAUCUGAGGGGCACAGGCGCUUCCGGAGCUCUACUCGCCGGGCUUGUAGCUAAAGAUGACCGAGGGGAAAAAUACUCAGCUUGACCUUGAGACAGAAGGUUCAAGUAGCCCUGCAGCAACACAGAAGAUGAAAGUCAAAAUGGAAGAUUCUGAAAGCAAAAUUGAAUCCCCCACACUGGAGAAGUCUGAAUCUAGAAGGAAUGGGGUCGUUAUCAGUUCACUUGCAAGAAAUUUGCUUGCAGAGAGGUACAAGGACAGAUUUGCUGCUCAGUUGUUGGGGGAUGAGGAUGAAGACGAAACUGAUGAUGAAGAUGAUAGCAGCAGUACUUCGCCAGAUGGUAGUAGUCCAUCUGUUUCAGAAAGUAUUGAUAUCUCUGGCACAUCUCCAAAGGAUAGAUCAAAUGAUCUUCUCGAGAAGCACAAUAAUUUGCUAAAUCUAUUCAAUCGAAUGAUGAGUUCUAUAAGGUUGCUGCACCUACGGAAGAAGAUGACUACAUUUAAGAACAUUGCCACCCAGGUGGAAAUACUCACAAAGAGGGAGUUCUUAUAUACACAUUUAGCCCAAAUGAAGCAUUUAUUUCCAGAAGCAAUCCAGAUAAAGAAAAUACUUUUGCAUGACGAGAAAAGCCUAUGCAUGUAUGCUGACAUGGAAAUUACAAUUCUAAUGGAUACCGUAGAAAGUAGUAGUCCUGAUCAGUCCCUGUCCAUGGCAAUAUGCGAGGCUUUUCACUCAAAGCUUUUGAGUUUUUUGGAUGCUCAUCAUAAGGAUAUUGAUAUUCCUGAGGCCAUGCUACCAGAGCCCUUCAAUUCAAGGGAUAAGCUGCAUCUCAAGGCACCACUUGAUGGACAUUCUGCUGAGCCACUUCUACAGAGUUCUAACAGAAAUGAACUUUUGAAUGCUUCACACUUCCCAUGUUCUUUUCAAAAGCUUAUGUCCCAGAAAAUUAUUGCUGAUGGAACAGAUAGGACUAAGUUGCUUUCUGAUCCGGCAGAACUCAGUAUGCUGAGUGCUGAUGAUACAGAAGGGCCCAAGAGAAGCUCUAACAAGCAAGACCAGCAUGCUUCGAUUCCAUUCAAGACUGAUAUUUCUUCUACUCCAAACCGCCAUUUGAUCUCCAGCUGUCAAGGGAGUACACCAAAGCAAGGGACUUUAUUACAUUCACCCCUGAUGGCUGAAACACCAGCAAUGCAGACACCAAGAAGGCCAUUGCCCACUCAGAUUGAGAAACUUGAAACCACUAGUGGACAAACUUCUGAAGCACGAUCUGCCAGUUCAGCUCGCAGGUCACUAAAAAUGUUUUCACCAUCAAAAAUUCAGGAAUGCUCUUCUGAUCAUGAUGGGGCCAUCCUUACCCUGGAACAUGAGGUUACAGCUGGCAAAUGCCUUUUCCCAGAUGAAACUCACAAUUUUACUAACUCACUGGAGGAAAACAAUCCUGCCAUUUGCUUUGCUGAUGUAGACAAAACCAAAGAAGUCGACCCAGCAGAAUCCCAGGAAAAGAUAGCUUCUUUACAACUCACAUUCGACAUAGUCUGCGAUAUUUCUCGGUCUACCAAGAAUUCACUUAUUACAAAACAGGAACUUUUUCACAAUAUUCUUGCUAACAACUUGGAGAUAGAAGAGACAGGGGAGAUAGAAGAACAGCUGCAUAUUUUGGAGGACCUGUCUCCUGAUUGGAUAUCUAAGAAGGUGAUACCUGGUGGAGAUAUUCUUUACAGCAUUAAAGAAAUAGCAGAUCAGAAAUCAGUUCGUGCAAGACUCGUAGAAGUCAUAUGAGAUACUACUGAUGCUUUCAAGGCCGAAGAAUCAACAAUGUGAUGUGACUACUGAUGUUGUAGGACUUGAUCAGCUGGAUUGCUGAAAUCCCAACUUACCAUCAUGAAAUCCUCUGGAUUGCUCCUUAAUUUCUUCGUCUACUUCCAAACAUUAGCAGAAACAAACGCAGAUUACUCAACAUGUUCUUUUACUGGCACUCGACAUUUGAGUAAUCCUCUGGAUCUCUUUAGUGCUGACAUGGUUUGGAAUUCACACCACCAUAUAAUAGGAUUGAACCAUGCUAUCUGUGAGACUCUGAACAGCCUUGUUAGAUUGCACGAGAGCACAAGUGCUGUGGUUGUUCCCACGAGAAUGCGAUGUUGCAAAUUCGAUCGGUUUGUGUAUGAAUACGAUGUAAUGUAGGUAUGUAGCACAUGCUCGUAUGGUUCUCUGAGUGUACUAUGUUAGUCAUGAGCGAAGUGAGGGAAUUCCUUCAGAUUGGAUCCCUUAGGAGAGAGAGAGAGAAGGUAUUAUGAAAUGUAAUCAGAUCUUUGACGAUCCAGUAUUAGCUAGCAAGUAUAUGGACUCAGACUUUGAUGAUUACCUAGUGUAUGUAUUAGCUUCACCCUUUGAACAUCUCA
This is a messenger RNA of Oryza sativa Japonica Group (Japanese rice), 2530 nucleotides long. Its product is annotated as CDT1-like protein b. The record is from RefSeq and is a predicted model, not a curated record. Gene Ontology annotation, cellular component: nucleus. Gene Ontology annotation, molecular function: DNA binding; DNA polymerase binding. Gene Ontology annotation, biological process: DNA replication checkpoint signaling; DNA replication preinitiation complex assembly; regulation of DNA-templated DNA replication initiation. Lineage: Eukaryota; Viridiplantae; Streptophyta; Magnoliopsida; Poales; Poaceae.